CCACCACCACACACGCAAGCCUUACUUUACUCUUAGCUCUCACUUUCUUCACAACCCUACGUCUUUCUUGCUCCCACAACAUAAGAUGAGGUCCAAGUUCAAGGAUGAGCACCCGUUCGAGAAGCGCAAAGGAGAGGCUGAGCGCAUUCGUCAGAAGUAUCCAGAUCGUAUACCUGUUAUCUGCGAGAAGGCAGACCGGACAGAUAUCCCUACUAUCGACAAGAAGAAGUACCUUGUACCAUCGGAUCUGACGGUCGGCCAAUUUGUGUAUGUUAUCAGAAAGCGGAUCAAGCUUGCUCCCGAGAAGGCCAUCUUUAUUUUCGUCGAUGAAGUGCUACCACCAACAGCACAACUCAUGAGCGCCAUCUACGAAGAGCACAAAGACGAAGAUGGCUUCUUGUACGUCACCUACUCCGGCGAGAACACAUUCGGUUCCAAUUCGCGGUGAAUGGCAUCUAUGGACACUACACAAAUCGCUCAUAUUCUUUUUUGUCGAAUCCUCAUUUUCAUCAUAUCUCGCCUGCACCACUUUCCAGUUUCUUUCGCCACUGUAAUUAUCUCAAGUAUCGUCCAUUCCGCUCGCAGGGGUUGUGAAGCAUGAGGAUGCGGCGUGGCAGGAGUCUGCACCCCGCGCAUUAUUUCAUCCUCUCCUCUCUUACCCCGCAUGUCGCAUACCCGAUGUGCGCCCCUUGCCGAUGCACGCCACUUCUGUUUACUUACUCCUCUUGCGAUUGUGGAAUCUUUGUAUCUUAUACUUCCUCUGACGCCUCACAGAAUGCAUGAAUGAUUUAUGACACGGAUUACC
Molecule: messenger RNA, 805 nt
Organism: Phanerochaete carnosa HHB-10118-sp
Lineage: Eukaryota; Fungi; Basidiomycota; Agaricomycetes; Polyporales; Phanerochaetaceae
Exons: 5
Coding region: 86-448 (120 amino acids)
Biological process (GO): cellular response to nitrogen starvation; macroautophagy
Cellular component (GO): fungal-type vacuole membrane; autophagosome; cytosol
Molecular function (GO): phosphatidylethanolamine binding
Source: RefSeq, a predicted model, not a curated record